Molecule: messenger RNA, 5377 nt
Organism: Danio rerio (zebrafish)
Lineage: Eukaryota; Metazoa; Chordata; Actinopteri; Cypriniformes; Danionidae
Source: RefSeq, a predicted model, not a curated record
AGGCACGCAAAUGCAGCAGCGUCUCGUGAUGGGGGCGGCUUGGCGUCAGUCUUUCCCGUCUGGAGUCUGACGCACUCCGCCAGCCAAUAAGCUCAUGUAGCACUUCGGCACCCGUGCCCGUUGUGGAGGCAGGAUUUCUUCAAAUAAAAAUGGCAGAUGUUGUCGAAGGAGACGGCACUCGCUCCGCUGCCCCUUCCGCUAUUCAUUCAGCGGCACGCAACGGAUCUGGCAUGAGCGCGGGGACUUGCGCCGGGGGCCUCGUCGCGACGACGGUCACCUCCGGGCCGCGGCUGGUCCGCAUCGUUAAGUCGGACUCGGGCUACGGAUUCAACGUCCGCGGGCAAGUCAGUGAAGGAGGGCAACUGAGGAGCAUCAACGGCGAACUUUACGCCCCGUUGCAGCACGUUAGCGCCGUGUUACCUGGCGGCGCAGCAGACCGAGCCGGGAUCUCAAAGGGCGAUCGUAUUCUUGAAGUAAACGGGGUGAAUGUGGAAGGGGCCACUCAUAAGCAGGUGGUGGAUCUAAUUCGAGCAGGAGAGAAGGAGUUGGUCCUGGCCGUCCUGUCAGUUCCGCAGCCAGAAACAGACAGUCUUGAUCCUGGAGACGACGGCUCCUCACAGUCCUGCUAUGACUACAGUGACAAGCAGGCCGUGCCCAUCUCUGUGCCCACUUACAAACACGUGGAGCAGAGUGGGGAGAAGUUUGUUGUCUACAACGUGUACAUGGCAGGCAGGCAGUUAUGCUCAAAGCGCUAUCGGGAGUUUGCCAUCUUGCAUCAGAAUCUAAAGAGAGAAUUUGCCAACUUUGCAUUUCCCAAGCUGCCAGGGAAAUGGCCUUUCUCCUUGUCUGAGCAACAGCUAGAUGCUCGCAGGCGAGGCCUGGAGGAAUACUUGGAGAAAGUAUGCUCUGUUCGGGUAAUCGGGGAGAGCGACAUCAUGCAGGAGUUUCUGUCGGAGUCUGAUGAGAACUAUAAUGGCGUUUCUGAUGUGGAGCUAAGGAUAGCCAUGCCAGACAAAACUACAGUUACAGUCCGAGUACGGAAGAAUUGCACAACAGACCAGGUCUACCAGGCCGUAGUAACAAAGAUUGGGAUGGACAGCAUUACUGCAAGUUAUUUUGCUCUGUUUGAAGUCAUUAAUCACACUUUUGCACGCAAACUGGCUCCAAAUGAGUUUCCCCAUAAGCUGUAUGUGCAGAACUACACGUCUGCUGUCCCAGGCACCUGCCUAACUCUCCGCAAGUGGCUCUUCACCACAGAAGAAGAGAUUCUGCUCAACGACAAUGAGCUGGCCAUCAACUACUGCUUUCAUCAGGCUCUGGAUGAUGUAAAAAAGGGAUUCAUCAAAGUGGGAGAGAAGUCAUAUCAGCUCCAAAAGCUCACUGAACAGAGGAAAAUGACCAUGUAUUUAAGUAUUCUGAGGACCUGUGAAGGCUACAAUGAGAUCACUUUCCCACACUGCUCCUGUGACUCUCGCAGAAAAGGUCAUGUGAUCACAGCGAUAAGCAUCCGCCACUUUAAACUCCAUGCCUGCACAGAAGACGGCACUCUGGAGAAUCAGGUGAUUGCAUUCGAUUGGUCUGAGAUGCAGAGAUGGGACACGGAUGAAGAAGGAAUGGCUUUUUGUUUUGAGUAUGCGAGAGGAGAGAAGAAGCCACGCUGGGUCAAAAUCUUUACUCCAUAUUUCAACUACAUGCACGAGUGCUUCGAGAGAGUUUUCUGCGAGCUUAAAUGGAGAAAAGAGGUUGAAGAGGAGGCCACAGACAAGGACAACAAGAACUGCAGUAAAGAUGGUAUGUGCGGUAAGAAUAUCUUCCAGCUGUUGAGACACAGAAGGGAUGGAGGCACAUGAACGAAGAGAUCAUCUCCUCCUGAUUUUCUCAAGUACAUGCACACGAACACUAAACGCAACACGCAGAGACAUUUCAGGAAAACAUUUCAGUCCCAUACACUUAUACACACACAUACUGAAAUAUGAAGCAGGAAAUGACAACCACGAACAUAAGAAACUACAUGAGACUUUUAUAGACUUGCGCCAUUGUUUGAUUUCAUUGGACUGGACAGGAAAGGCGCCUGACGUGAACAUCACCUGUCAUGUGACCGGUCUUCAGAUGCAGAAAACUGAGAAGCUGCCCAGACAUGUGCGCCUGUGAGGGUCCAUAUGCUCUCUCAGAAUGUAUCCAUUUACAAAAAAAUGAAAAAAAAAAAUGAACAUGCGAAGAAGAAAAAAAAAAGCAUUGCUACAUUUUCCACGCGGACAAUCAGAGUGAGAGAGGGAAAGAGAAGAAGAGCCAGUAGAAACGAGAUCAAUUCUUUCCAUGCUUUUUUCUCCACACUAGUUUGUCUCUUACCUCACUAUUGCCACUGUGUUGGUGGUAGGUUUGUACAGAUUUUUCAGCCCUUUAGCUGAACUGAGGUUUUUAAUUUAAUUUUGGUUUUGUUUUUUGGGGAUGAUCUCAUCCUUCUCUUAUUCUCCAAAGCAGUAUUUGAUUAUAUUAGCAACCGCCAGGCCCAGAUGCAGUUUCUGUGUAGAACUAAAUGGACAUUUGUCCCUGUGAAAUGUGUGGGUCAAUAACAUGACACUCCUUUUUUUAUUAUUAUUAUUUAUUUUAAAUAUGUUAAAAAUGCAGUUCAUAUGGACUCACAUUUAAUACAGCUCUUUAUGAUGAUGAAACAUCAAGUUCGACAAUAUUAUUCUGCCUUUAUGUGCUAUUAAAAAUCAUAACAUCCUUUUAUAGUAUGAAGUCUUGAUUACGAUGCUUGUCAUAUUCAAGAUCUUUGCUGUCGGAAUUUGUGCAGCGUUGAUUAACGACUAUAUAAACACCAACCACAUUGGACAGUCAAUGUGCUGAUCAUUGUGGAAUUUUGAUUAUGUAUGCGAUCACUUCAAUGUUUAUUAAACCGCAAAUAUGCUUUAAGGGCGCUACGUUUUGACAGGAUGUAGUCGUCUUGUCAUUGUUGAAUAUAGUAAAGAAAACUGUUGGUUCAGCAGUCGUUCUCUGAACUGUAAACUUUAUGGUGAAUGUUGGGUUUCAGAAUUCUCUCCCAGAAUUCCCCAGUUGACAAAUAUCAUUUCAGAGGCUACUCAUGACCUAUAUACAUAUUAAUAUGUAUGUAUGUAUGUAUGUAUAUUAUAGAGAAACUGGGGGAAUAACCACAAUUUUGUCAUUUCAGAAUUUUCUAGAACCACCUUAAUAAAACGGUAAUUGUGAAGGAUAAAUACAAAUCUUUUGUUGUUGUUUUUUUAUUUUACUGUAAUCAUAAUUGAAAGAUUUAAGUCAUCCUGUGGUCCCACAGUGGCUUAUGCACUGCUACAACUUUUACCAAAGCUAUCUGGAGUUAAUAUGAAAAAAUUCUUCCCUCAUGGAGAUUCUUGCAUGUCAUCGACCCAAAAGAGAGAACUUUAAAGUCGUAACAAAAUGCUUUGUGUUCAGUUAUUGUGUGUGGGUCUGGCUUUGUGUGUGUCUGUGUGUGUGUGUUAGAGAGUUUGAUCAAAUCAUCUCUGAUUGAGUUGUAUUAACAGUGUUAUAAAUGUGAAGCACUGAUUUGGAAAGCCACCAGUGUUAGUUUUUUUUUAUUCAUGUUUUUGACUUUAAGGAUGUCAUGCCUUCAUUCAGCAGCAGGGGGCUCUGAACGCACAUCAGUUUAUUUUCUUUACCGUCUUUCUUAUUGUAGCGCAGGCGCAUACAAAGUUGUCACUCCCAGAGCUGUCUGGACAUGUUUUGCACUUUUAAAAUGGUGUGUGUGUGUGUGUGUGUCUGACAGCAAGUCGUUUUCUGUCCUGUAUCUUUCUAUAACAUUUGUGUCAUUCACUCAUACUUCAGAGAAAUAUUCCAGGUUCAAUACAAGUUGCCCAAACAUUCAGAGUGGGACUCUCAAAAAAUGAAUUGUGUUGCUUGUUAGAAAUACUUAUUUAAGAUUCACUGAUACAACACAGUUCUUAAGUGUUUUUGGGACACAUUAAUUGGUUUAUGUUUAAUAUACAAAAAUAGGAAAAGUGAUUACACUUAAUGGACUUGUAUGGGAAUUGUGUGGAAUGCAGCAUUUCUACAGUCCUUAAUGUUUAUAACUGUCCCAAAAAGAAAAAAAAAAAAAAAAAAAGAACUGGUCGAGUCUGUAAACCUUAAAAUACUGAAAUGUAUUCAGUCUUUACUGUUUUUGAGAUACCAAUGUACACUACACAAAAAAAAAAAUCUUUUUGGUUGUUCAAACUACUAUUUUAAAUGAGCUGAAACAACAAAACUCUGUAGAUUUCAUUGGGACAACUUAAUUUUUUUAUGUUCAAUCCACAUAUAUUUGUUAAAAUAGUUGACUUAAUUGAUUUGUGUUGGGUCAACAUUAAUGAAUUGUAUGGAAUCUAGAAUUUGUUACAGUGUAGUUCAAGUUUAAAUGUAUUGAUUUUUUUUACUUUAGAUUUUGUAAACAUUUUGUCUUGAUUUUUUUUAUUAUGUCUAGUUCUUAUCAGCUGAUUUAGUUUUUUGUUUUUUUGUUUAGUCAUUUAAAUCGGGGUAAACUAAAUCAAAAUAAGAAUUGUCUUAAUAUGUCGUCUGCAACUAUUUGAAAUAAAAUGAAUCUAACUAUUAUUAUUAUUUGUAUUGAAGUUUUAGUUUGUGUACAAUUUUACUUUUUAUUGUUCUGUGAUAAUUUAGUAAAGCACGUUGAAGUAAAUGAAAAUCAGAAACACGAUGACAAUUGAUGGGAUUUUUUCAAAUAGUUCAAUUUUAAGUUUUACAAGUGUAUCGCAAUGACAACAUCUAAAAGCUUUCUGUAAGAAAAGCAGCUUUACGUUUAAAUAAUUAGUUUUAAUUAUUAUCCAUUAUUCUCUCUCUCUCUCUCUCUCUCUCUCUCUCUCUCUCUCUCUCUCUCUCUCUAUAUAUAUAUAUAUAUAUAUAUAUAUAUAUAUAUAUAUAUAUAGCAUAUAGCAUAAGAAUGCUUUAAGUAGUGUUGAACCUGGAAUAUUCCUCUAACAUACAGUGCAUGAGUGAUUAUGAUCAGUGGAUUUGUGUUGUGUUGGAUUAGCACAGCUGUCUUAUAUAAGAGUUCUGCUGGUUAUCAGGAGCUUUCACAGAUUCCUGCAAAGCCUCUCAUAAGCAUAUGCUUCAAAUCUUUCUCUUUUUCUUCUCAAACGGCUUCUCUGAGACUUUAAGAUGAGACUUUCAGCUUCCCUCUCUCAUUCUCUUGCUCUGGUCCUCUUUCUCUAUUGACUGAAACUUUAAUUUAUUUGAAUAUGGAAUUCAACAUAAAUAUCUGUGUACAGUAUUUUCAGCAGCGGUGUGCAUUUUUGGGGUAUCUUUUCAAAAAAUAAGGCACAAAGUGACUAAAGUGUAGUAUAAACUGAUGAAAGUACAUGUACUUCAAAUAAAACAAGACAAAAAAAAA